AUGGCUCUGGGCAGUGAGAACCAUCAGUCCAUCUACUACGAGGACUCCUCCUCCUCCUCCUCGGGCUCGGCGUCUCCCAUCUGCGGUCCCUCCGUGGUCCGGCGGAAUGCCCGUGAACGGAACCGUGUCAAGCAGGUCAACAAUGGGUUCAGCCAGCUCCGCCAGCACAUUCCCGUGGCUGUGAUUGCCGACCUGAGCAACGGCAGACGCGGCAUUGGACCCGGUGCCAAAAAACUCAGCAAAGUCAGCACUCUGAAGAUGGCCGUAGAGUACAUACGCCGCCUGCAGAAGCUAAUCGAUGAGAAUGACAAUGGUCAGAAGCAGCAGCUUCAGCAGCAUCAUCAUCAGCAGCAGCAAUUGCAGCAGCAGUUGCAGCAGCAACAUCAGCAACAUCAACAGCAGCAGCAACAUCUGCACUUCCAGCAGCAACUCGAGCAACAUCAGCAGCACAUUUACGCGUGGCAGCAGCAACUCCAGCUUAGUUCGCCCUCGGGAAGUGUGAGCUCCUGCAGCAGCUUGGACAGCAGCAGCAACUACUUCCCAGGUGUUGCAGCAACAGGUCACCCGGUGGCCACAUCCUCCAGCUCCAGCUCCAGCUCUGCAUCCCCAUCCGCCUCGAACUUCGUUGCCAAGCUGGAGACCAGCUACGAAGACUAUCGCAACAACUCGUGCAGCUCUGGGGCCGAGGAUGAGGACAUCCUUGACUACAUCUCCCUCUGGCAGGAUGACCUGUAG
Molecule: messenger RNA, 735 nt
Organism: Drosophila serrata
Lineage: Eukaryota; Metazoa; Arthropoda; Insecta; Diptera; Drosophilidae
Gene: ac
Product: achaete
Biological process (GO): positive regulation of transcription by RNA polymerase II
Cellular component (GO): RNA polymerase II transcription regulator complex
Molecular function (GO): RNA polymerase II transcription regulatory region sequence-specific DNA binding; protein dimerization activity; DNA-binding transcription factor activity, RNA polymerase II-specific
Source: RefSeq, a predicted model, not a curated record